AUGAGUCAGGCCACAGUCGGGGGGCGGGGCUCCUCGGCUGGCAGAGGCAGAGAGCGCGGAACCGCCCCACGGGCUGGUGUCUCGAGCCCCAAGGAGCCUGGGGAGGACUCCGUGUCCUGUGAGUCGCGCGCGGCUGCUGCAGAGCAGAGGCCUUCAGCUACAGACAAAGGCCCAGAGUUAGAGCUGAGUGACCACAAAGCUGCCUUUGCCUGGGGUCUGGGGACGCUGGGAACCUCUGAGGUGGGGAAACCAGGUCGAGGAAGAGACGCGCUGAGGCCGUGUAAGUGGGAGCUGGACCCUCAGGGCUUCUUCUCCCGGAGCCCCCCCGGGCCAGGAGACCCCCCUCCUCCCUCCUCGCUGGCACCUGGCGGCAAGGCUGGACCUGGAGGCAGCAGGGCAGGAGGCGGGGCCCCGUGGGCCUUUCCUUAUCACGGCCACGAGUGCCGGUCGCCAGCCUUGACAGACUCACGAGAAACGUCCCUCUGCAAACCGGGAGGGGGUCCCCACCAGACACAGGGCAGAUCCGCAGGCACCUUCAUCUUGGAAUUCUGGCAUCCAGAUGGGCUCCUGCCGCUCAGUGUUGGCCUCGUACCGCUUCUGAGUCGAGGCUUCAAGAGUCAGUUCGUGGCCCACCGUUUUUCCUACUCCCAUUUCAUGACGCUGGUGACACACCCGCCUUCAGAGCAAAGGCCAUCGGCGCCCGGAGCCCGGGGAGGUCAGGGCCACGGUGGCGGGACUGGAUGCCCCGUCCCUGGGCUGCCCUGGUGCCGGCAGAGUCUCAGCGUCAAACGGUCCCGGCCCGGGCACAGCCGCCUGCAGGUCCCCGAGAAUUCUGUUCAGCGGAUCCCUGUGACCCCAGAGUCGGGGAAGGGGGACACGGCAGCCGGGAUCGCGGCUGUGAGAGGAACCGACUCGAGUUACUGGGUGUCAGACGCUCCAGAAGCUCAAGCCAAGCCGUCCAGCAAACCGAGCGAUGGGGACUGCUUUGGGGCCUCCGAGGGCCCCGGGACCCCGCGUCCCCCCGUCCCGGCGCAUGGCCCCGGCUCCCGCCUCUGGCCUCCCCGCCUGUGCGCCACUGGCCGCUGUGGGGCCGCUGCCCUGGGCGCUCACGGCAGCCGCCUCCCCCUGGAGAGCCCAGCACAGGCCGCUCCGCACCUGGAGAGCUGCACCCCUGGGCGCCGGGCUCCGCGGGGGACCUGCCCUCUGAGCCUCCGCAGGCUGGGCCUGAAGGGGGUCCCUGCGGGUGCCCUGCCCCCACCCCCGUUCUCCGCUCUGUGCUCCGCCUCAUUCCACCCUCACUCCAGCAUCUUCGACCCCAUUUUCUCCAAACAGUGGGGGGGUGCUGUGCCCGUCCCGACCCCGGCAGCCGCGGCCAGGGCCUCCGUGUUGUGGGCGCGUGGCCGGCAGGGGCCCUGGGACUCCCAGCUGGUCUCAGAGGCUGCGUGUGGGUCUGGACCCCCCCGGGCCAUCCGCUUCCAGCGCGCACUUUCUGUCCCGCGUCGAGUCUCCUUCGCGUGCAAGUCCGGGCGCAGCCCCUCUCAGCUGCCCAAGUUCACUGCUUUGGGAGACCGUGGCCUGUCCUGCGCCAUCCACGUGGCUGCACGCUCAGCGCCGACCCCAGGCUGGGGGCCUCCCGGCAGCGCCGUGGUGUCGAGGGGCUGGAGCCGGGCCCUUGGCGCUCAGCCGAGCGGCGGCCCAGGCUCCAGAGCCCAGCAGAGCCCAGCGCAGCUUCUGGAUGUUUGCGACACGGCUCCGGCAAAACUCAGCCCAGACUUAGGCCACGAAGGCUCCGCAGCUCAGGGGCUGCUCGUUCAGCACCAGGACCCGCGCGGUGAGCAGGCCCCGACGGACAGGGGGCUGAAGCGCGGCCUCGGGCGCUCUCCCUGCAGCGGGGCUGGGACCGUGGACCCGAGAGGCGCCGGCCCAGCCCAGGAAAGAGCCAGGAAGGCCGCGAGCGGGGGUCGGGACCCGAGCAGGAGGAGCCGGCGGGCAGAGCAGGGGCCACCCGGCCCCCAGGCCUUGCCCGCGUCCGUCUGUCGCCCGCCUCACGCCCGCCGCCUGCUUGCGCAGGACCGGGACGCAGGCCCCGAGUCCCCGGCCCCAGCGCGGCCAGGGCACCCGCCACCCUCGCGCGGCCUCCGGGGCCGGGACCGUGAGCCCGGGGCCGCGCCCGGCAGGGGCACAGUGGCCCUGACCCCCGCCGUGUGCGACCCUGGGCAACGUCUCACCUUCCCUGACCCUCGGCCUCCCCAUCCGUGGAACGGCGAGGCCCACGCUCACCUGAAGGACCGACUUUGGACCAAGGGCGAUUACAGUGAAGCAGGUCCUGACUCACGGCAGUCAGUCAUUUGA
Messenger RNA from Hippopotamus amphibius kiboko, 2352 nucleotides. RefSeq names its product collagen alpha-1(I) chain-like. The transcript has 13 exons. The coding region runs from base 1 to 2352 and encodes 783 amino acids. NCBI's taxonomy places the organism in Eukaryota, Metazoa, Chordata, Mammalia, Artiodactyla, Hippopotamidae. The record is from RefSeq and is a predicted model, not a curated record.